Scomber japonicus (chub mackerel) is the source of this 4023-nucleotide messenger RNA. RefSeq names its product oligophrenin-1-like. Gene Ontology annotation, cellular component: cytoplasm. Lineage: Eukaryota; Metazoa; Chordata; Actinopteri; Scombriformes; Scombridae. The coding region runs from base 275 to 2653 and encodes 792 amino acids. The transcript has 24 exons. Gene Ontology annotation, molecular function: protein binding; GTPase activator activity. Gene Ontology annotation, biological process: signal transduction. The record is from RefSeq and is a predicted model, not a curated record.
UGGCAACGAGGAGCUGCAUACAAUUAAAAUAAACUUUAAACAGCGCGUCGGGCAACCAGAAUAAGGAAGUGGUUUUAAAGCGAGCUUUCUUCGUUGUUUAGUGCACUUCGUACGUGACCAGCGGCCGCUGCAGGCUCCCACGGACACCAUGGUUCCUCUGAAUAGAUGAGAGUAUGCAACAGAAAUGACCACUGAGCUGUAGACGAGCGUAGGCUGCGUGGCUCACUAAAACUACUUCACUGCCUCUAUUGUCUAAAAGCCAGCCGUCCAGAAGAUGGGGCAUCCUCCUUUGGAGUUUAGUGAGUGCUAUCUGGACAGUCCGGACUUCAGGGAGACUCUUAAGUGUUAUGAACUGGAGCUGGAGAGAUCCAGCAAAUUUCUCAAAGAGUUGAUAAAAGAUGGAAACAGUGUUAUCACUGCAAUCAGGGGCUAUUCUGUGGCAGUUCAGAAGUUUUCCCAGACUCUCAGUGCGUUCCAGUUCGACUUCAUCGGUGACUCCUUGACAGAUGAUGAGAUUAACAUUGCUCAGUCGUUCCAGGAGUUUGCUGGACUCCUGCAGGAAGUGGAGGAUGACAGGAUGAUGUUGGUGCAGAACGCUUCUGAUCUACUCAUCAAGCCGUUAGAAAAGUUCAGGAAGGAGCAAAUAGGACUAACAAAAGAAAAGAAAAAGAAGUUUGAGAAAGAGAGUGAAAAAUAUUACUCCCAGUUAGACAAACAUCUGAAUCUUUCUGCCAAGAAGAAAGAGACUCAACUUCAAGAGGCUGAUGAACUCUUAGACAAAGAGAGAGUGAACUUCUAUGAUUCCUCAGUGGAGUAUGUGUACCAGAUCCAUCAGGUACAGGACAGGAAGAAGUUUGAUGUGGUGGAGCCGGUGCUGGCAUUUCUACACAGCAUUUUAACGCUCAAUAACCUGACAGUGGAAAUGACUCAGGACUUCAUGCCUUACAAACAAGAGCUGCAGCUCAGCUUGCAGAACACAAGGAACCACUAUGAGAGCACUCGCGAGGGGAUGGAGGAGCUGAUGAAAAGAAUGAAACACCCAUCUCAGAUCAGUAAAAUGCACAGUCUUCUUCCAAUGGAGGGUUACCUGUACUGUCAGGAGAAAUGGGCUCUGGGCGUGUCAUGGGUAAAAUACUAUUGCAAGUAUCACAAGGAUGGGAGACUGCUGGUCAUGGUACCUUGUGAACAGAAACCUACAACUAAACAGGGCCCUACGCAGCUGACACUGAAAUCCUGCAUUCGCCGGAAGACUGAAUCCAUAGACAAGCGCUUUUGCUUUGACGUGGAAACAAACGAGAGAAACACCCCCGUCACUUUCCAGGCUCUUUCGGAGGGAGACAGGAAGUUGUGGAUGGAGGCCAUGGAUGGAAAAGAGCCAAUCUAUCAUUCCCCAAUUCACAAGCAAGCUGAAAUGGAACUGAACGAGAUUGGAUUCAAGUUUGUGAGAAAGUGCAUCAACUAUAUUGAAACAAAAGGAGUUACACAAGAAGGAGUGUACCGAACAGUUGGCAGCAACAUCCAAGUGCAGAAGCUUUUGAAUGCCUUCUUUGACCCCUCAAACUCUGGAGAUGUGGCUCUCCAGGGCAGCGACUGGGAUGUUAAAACCAUCACAAGUGCAUUGAAGUUUUAUCUAAGGAGCCUGUCUGAACCUCUGAUGACCUACAGUCUGCACAGAGACCUCAUGUGCGCUGCAAAGUCAGAUAAUCUGGACUUUCGAUUAAGUGAAAUUCACUGCCUGACCUACAAACUACCAGAGAAGAAUCGGGAGAUGCUGGAGAUGCUUAUUAAACAUUUGGUCAAUGUAUGCAGUCACAGUGAAGACAACCGUAUGACCCCUUCAAACAUGGCAGUUAUCUUUGGACCCACGCUGAUGAGAGCAAAAGAGGAGACUGUGGCAGCCAUGUUGGACAUCAAGUUCCAAAAUAUUGUUGUUGAGAUUCUGAUUGAGGAAUACAAAAAGAUCUUCAAUUGUAUGCCAGAGGACAGCACCGCCCCACCUGUCCCUCCUCCACGGAUCACCCCGAGAAAGCGGCAACCCAUCACAAUCUCCAAGCGGCCACCUCGUGCUUACCAAGCUAUUAGUCCUGACCAAUACCAACACACAGCGAAUGGCCAGAAUGACAGCUCUAUUGCAGAUAGGGAAGUCUCAGCAAACCCUGUCCCCCUGCAGCGGACCAAAUCUGUUCCAAGAGAACCUCCUCCGAGACAAGCAUUACUGCCCAGACCCCCUAAUCGUCAGGACAGACAAUCAGACUCUGAUGCCGGAAAGAUAGACAAUUCAAAGCAAAGGCCAGAUUCUUCUUCUGCAGCAAAUGGGGAGUCAGGAGUCUAUGUGAGCCGUGUGCCAUCUUUCCAGAGCAGAAGACCACCUCUGAAAGGCACAUCAGCCAACAGAGAAGGAGAUUGUGAUGGUCUGAACAAAACGAGGUCAACAGAGAAACCUGCCAUUUGUAGACCUCCAGUCAGGCCUCCUGAGCCCCCCUCCAGACUCCCCCCUGUACAAAAGGCCCCAAGUUCAAACACCAGUGAUGGCGCACACACAUCCUAUGUUGCCUCUAAAACAAAGUUUUUUGAGAAUGCUUCUAGACAAACUGGCAGUCCACCACUUUCUCCGCCACCAUCAGCAAUGUCAAAUGUCAAAAAAGAGAAUUAAAUGUAAGGAGACUCAGGCCGCAUCAUGUGACCUCUACAUGUGCUGUUAGACGCACACUAAUGGACGAUCCAGAUCUUAUUGGAUAGAUGGAGGAAAUGGCUCUCCAUAGAACUGAAGGAAUUUAUUUGGUUCUGUUUGAUUUGUAAUCAAUAGAGUUGUGCUGUACAGGAGAUACAGCAGCGAAUUGCCUUUUGAACGAGAUGCAGCGUUAUUGUUCUAGUGGUUGAACAUUAUUCCAAAGUUACGAUGGAGUAAAAGUACUUAUUUCUUUCUUGUUUCACUUCAAUUGACAAUUAUGUCAAUUAUUAUUACAAUAUUUAGUAAUUUUACAGUGUUAAAUAGUUUGAGUGACUCUUGGACAAUUUUAUUUGUAGGAAUUAACUAGUGUAACUGGUUCUGAUGGUUCAUAUAGACUUUUAGUCUACAUAAUUAACACUUUUUUCAGCAGUGUGAAAUAGAUCUCCCAAGGUAGAUUAACUGAUUCAAAUUGACUUAAUCAGAUGAAAUAGAACUAGUUUUAAAAUGUGAAAUAUUAGUCUUAAUAUUAAUUUCUAGAUUGUAUUAAAUGGACCAGAUAAUGGACUUGACAAAACUAGUUAAUUCAGUAGAUCUGCUUACAGAAAACCAACUGCUAGAGAUUUAAUUUUAGUAUUUACACAAAACAGUGUGUAAAAAAAUACUAAUGAGAAAAAUUACAUUUGUAGCAGAAAGGAAUGGGACAGAUAAAUUGAUAUUGAUCUACACUAUGGAGUAUUUAUGUCUGUUUUAGUUGGUCUAUUCAUAAAGAAUAUUUAGGUCAUAAUUUAAAAUCCAUUUUUAAACAUAAGUCACUUUUUAAGAGGCAUUAGGAAAAGUAUUCUGCUAUAAGCUGUCAGCUUGUAGUUGUUAGUAUUAGUUUAAUUGGGAAUUAUUAAAACAAAUUUCCCAGUUUACAUUCCUUUAUUAAUGACCUCAGAGUCAUUCACUUCUUACCUAAUGUGGGUAGGUUUGAUUGUUCAGGUGAGUCCUCAGAGUUUACCUGAUUUUGUUGCACCUCAAAUGAAUAUUUGAGAUAAAAAAGCAGGUGAAGGGAAACAAAGCUGAUGUUAUAAUAUGUGAAAAUAACACUCCAAUGUUUAUUUUGUACUUAAAGUUGUUUUAAUGUUGUUGUUUUUUUGGUUAACCCAACUUGGAUUUCCUGGUUGUUGUCUGGUUGGUCUGUAUUUUUGAAAAGGAAAAUAAACAUGAACCAUUCUUAACGUUCCUCUGUGCUGUGUAUUACAAUUAAAAAGAUAUAAUGUUUACCAUGUUCACCAUCUUGGUUUAGCUGUUAGCAUGUGAACGUUGCUAAAUGGCACUAAACACGAUACAGCUUAGUCUGAUGGGAAUGA